Molecule: messenger RNA, 1194 nt
Organism: Ostrinia furnacalis (Asian corn borer)
Lineage: Eukaryota; Metazoa; Arthropoda; Insecta; Lepidoptera; Crambidae
Gene: MsrA
Product: methionine sulfoxide reductase A
Exons: 5
Coding region: 147-845 (232 amino acids)
Molecular function (GO): peptide-methionine (S)-S-oxide reductase activity
Source: RefSeq, a predicted model, not a curated record
UAAGUCAAUGUCGCCGACAAACAAAUACUGCGGUAGUGCUCGCCGGACCGCCACCAAAGUUCGACGUGUCGCGGCCCACUCUACACCUCGCGAGACGAAACACGCGGCCACCAAAACAAACCAUACAACCACCAAGAAAAACCUGCAUGAUAAGAUACGUCAGACAAUUUUUCACCAUGAAACCUCCAGUGAACGCUGCCCUCCUCCAUGAUGUGGACAUCCCUACCAAGAAGGCCACCUUCGGCAUGGGCUGCUUCUGGUCCAACGAUUCCCUUUUCGGCGCCACUCCUGGCGUCGUGAGGACACGCGUCGGGUACUCCGGAGGCACCACGAAGAGCCCUCAUUAUAGGAAUAUUGGCGACCACACAGAGGUGAUCGAGCUGGACUUCGAUCCCAAGACCGUGACGUUCGUGGAGCUCCUGGAGAUGUUCUGGGCCAACCACGAGUACGGACUAACCACUAAGCUCAAGAGACAGUACCAAUCUAUGAUCCUGUACCACGACGAGGAGCAGCGAGCGGCGGCUGAAGCCUCGUACAAGGAGAUGCUGGCUCGCGUGGGACAGUUGCGGACCGAGAUCGCGCCUGCUGGGACCUUCUACCCUGCUGAGGACUACCACCAGAAAUAUCGCCUGCAAGGCCACAAGGACCUCUGCCGCAGUCUCGGGCUGGACUCCACCAGGCUCCAGACUUCCCACCUGGCGGCCAGGCUUAAUGGCUACCUGGUGGGGAUGGGGGGAAAGGCCCAGUUUGAGGAGGAGGUGAAGAAGCUUGGUUUGGACGAGAAACAAGCUGACUACGUCAGGAAAGAGCUGGAGAGAAACGAGGGUGGCGGUCUGGCGUGCUAGGUUUAGAUGCUGGAAGUUUGGGCAGUCGUCAUGUUGAUAUUAUUAUAUUAUAGAAGAUGUGUUGGAAGGUGGGUGCAAAGUUUCAUGGCAAUGAUAAAAGAAUACCUAGGGGUCGAUCACUAAAACAGGCUGUUGUCAUGUCAAAUAUUCGGUAUGUGAAAUAAAAAUUGUUUCAUACUAGCUCUAAAAUUACCAUGGCUGACUAUGUUACUGAAUCACCCUUGAAACUUUGUCCACCUCCAACCAAACACUCUAUUUUUUCAGAGCAUUGGUACCUUUAAAUGUAUAAUUAUAAUUAAAUAUAUUUUUUCAAGAAAAUAUUGAAGACGACUUACCAAAACGCAGCUAA